UGACUAUCUAUGAAGUGCAUGUGACAACCGGAGAACUGUGGAACGCUGGAACUGAGGCUGAUGUCUAUAUUUCUGUCUAUGGAGAAAGAGGGGAUACAGGAUCAAGGCAGCUGCUCAGGUCACAGAAACCCAAGAAAUUUUUAAAAGGACAAACUGACAUCUUUGCUGUUGAAGCUGUGCACCUUGGACAUUUGAACAAGAUUGUUAUAGGACACAGUGGUCUUGGAUCAGGAAAUGGCUGGUUUCUGGACAAAGUUGUAAUCAAGGAUCCUAUAACAGAUUUGGAUUAUACUUUUCUUUGUCACAGGUGGCUGGACCAGGGGCAGGAUGAUGGCAAUAUUGCUAGAGAACUGACUGUGACAGACGCCAGCACAUUUCCAGGCAGACAAGAGCUGGAACUCAAGAGAGAGGAAAGUUGGGCUGCUGAAAAGUGGAAAUUUCAGGAAGGCAAUACACUUCAGUUUUACAACAAGCUCACCCAUGGCUUCAUUUGCCUCAGUCCAGAUAACAGAGUUGAUGCUCUUGGUGACAAGAAAAACAAAUAUGGUAAAGUAUUUUUCAUGUGGAUAUAUGCACAAAAGAGAUGAGAAAGAAGGACU
Molecule: messenger RNA, 599 nt
Organism: Phaethon lepturus (White-tailed tropicbird)
Lineage: Eukaryota; Metazoa; Chordata; Aves; Phaethontiformes; Phaethontidae
Product: lipoxygenase homology domain-containing protein 1
Exons: 6
Molecular function (GO): protein binding
Source: RefSeq, a predicted model, not a curated record